Pieris brassicae (large cabbage white) is the source of this 741-nucleotide messenger RNA. RefSeq lists its product as uncharacterized. The transcript has 3 exons. NCBI's taxonomy places the organism in Eukaryota, Metazoa, Arthropoda, Insecta, Lepidoptera, Pieridae. Bases 1 to 741 code for a protein of 246 amino acids. The record is from RefSeq and is a predicted model, not a curated record.
AUGGCGUCACUGGUCGUGCUUUUUAUUAUUUUCGAAUUUGUGUCGUGCAGUGAAAACAGACGUGAUACAGUUCUUGAUCAUAUUAAUAAUGGUAUUAAAAUUGCAAAGGAUUUUCUCGGUUCCGAGUCUGUAGCAAUGAAAGUUGCAGAUUUUGUAGUUCGAGCAUUCCAAACAAAUCAAAAACAGACACACUUCAGCGGUUCAGGGAGUAGUUUCUCUUCAGAAGAGUCCAGAGAAAAAUACCAAAAUGACGUUAAUGAGGCACCGCAGCUUAUUUCUCCUUGGCGCCAUUUGAUUAAGUUGUUCGGUCUUCAAACAAAUCAAAUAAGUGCGGUGGCAGUAAAUGCACUUAUUUUUAUUGCACAAAUGAUAACAACGUUUUUAUCCGGCCCAAAACAACCAAGUCGCCAGCGCUCUAAUGAUUUCUCUUCUUACAUAUUAGAAAAAAACUCAAAACAUCUUCAAGAUCUUAUAGCUGCUGCAAAAAACGAAUCUCUCUCAGAUUCACUAAAAGACCUUUUGAAUGAACCACAGGAGGACACUUCAUGUAUAAAAUUACUGUUUUGCAAAAUAACUCCAUUUGUUCGAAAAAUGCAGGAAACAGUUUUUGGCGAGGAAGUACCAAAAAAUGAAUUGCGGGGAUCAGCCGUUUUUUACCGCCACCUACCGUCGCAAGAUGAAAUUAAAGUAAAAAGCGACAUCUGUGAACAGCGAUACAAGGAGUGUGAUUUGCAUGAAUAA